AUGCCGCCGAAAGCUAAGGCUGCCCAGUCAAAACAGGAACUCAAGGCUAAACAAAAGGUUGUCGAAGACAAGACCUUCGGCCUUAAGAACAAAAACAAGUCCAAAGCCGUACAAAAAUAUAUUAAAUCGGUGCAAGCCCAAGUAACUGGUGGCCGUGUGAAGUCUGAACAUGAGUUGAAGGCUGAGCAGAAGGAGAAAGCCGAGGAGAAGAAGCGGCAGAAGCAGGCAGCUCUGUUGGCCUCUCUCCAGAAGGCCACGGAGGCAAUGAAGAACGCCGCGGAUAAGAAGACUGACUACAAGACUGUGACGGAGAGCCAGAGGGUGGACAUAUACGUGGAUCCGCGAGCGGCUAAGCAGCAGGAGACCAUGGAUGACUGGGACAUGAGUAAAUUGGAGCAGGUAAUUAAGACGAAGCAUGGGGGUCAGAAGACUCAGAGCGAAAUCGUUUGCAAGCACUUUUUGGAUGCUCUGGAGAAGAGGUUGUACGGAUGGUUCUGGCAGUGCCCGAACGGAGACACGUGUCAGUAUCGGCAUGCCCUGCCGCCGGGUUACGUGCUGAAAAAGAAGGAGCUUCCGGAUUUGAGCAACCUUCCGGAAGAAGAAAGCCUCGAAGAGAUUAUAGAACGAGAACGGCAGGCGCUCCCCCCUGGUGGUACUCCUGUAACCUACGAGACGUUCAUGGCCUGGAAGGCGAAGAAACAAGCCGAGGUUGCCAAAGCCAAAGAGGCUGCGGCCAAGAAGAAGAAGGAAGAUUCCAGUGGCAGAUCUACCGGCAUGUCCGGCCGUGCGCUCUUCCAGUACGACCCGUCCCUCUUCGCUACUCAGGAAGAAGAAGACGACGACGACGACUUCGCCACCAUGCUGGCAGAACACAACCAAGCAGAACUUGAAGCAGAACAUCUUGCCGCCCAGGAAGCAGCGGCCAAUCUUGCAGCCGCUCAAGCUGCCGUCGAUGGACGGCCACUUACUUCUUCUGACCAAGACUCACCAGCUGCCACUGCCACCACUGCCACUGCCACCAAUGCCACAGAACAGGACACACUCCAUGUACGCAAUGCCAACCUAUUCAAAGAUCAAGGCGAAACACUCGACCCUGAUGAACUCGACGACUGA
Gregarina niphandrodes is the source of this 1113-nucleotide messenger RNA. Its product is annotated as putative CCCH-type Zn-finger protein. The transcript is spliced from 2 exons. Gene Ontology annotation, cellular component: cytosol. Gene Ontology annotation, biological process: cytoplasmic translation. Gene Ontology annotation, molecular function: metal ion binding; mRNA binding. The record is from RefSeq and is a predicted model, not a curated record. NCBI's taxonomy places the organism in Eukaryota, Apicomplexa, Conoidasida, Eugregarinorida, Gregarinidae. Bases 1 to 1113 code for a protein of 370 amino acids.